AGGACAAUACCGGCGGACUGUUAAGAUCAGUGGCCUGAACGACGAGCGGAUAAGUCGAGUUUUACAGCUUCACCAUGAGUCAAGGAAAGGACAAUGCGCGACUCAAAAGCUAUAAGAACAAAUCGCUCAACACAGACGAGAUGAGGAGGAGGAGGGAGGAGGAAGGCCUGCAGCUUCGCAAACAGAAGAAAGAUGAACAGCUGUUCAAAAGGAGGAAUGUGGCCACAGUGGAGGAAGACUGCACACUGGAGGAUGAUGGGAUGUCGGACAGUGGCUACCUGGAAUCCCAGGCUAAUAACAUGGAACAAAUUGCUGGAGGGGUUAUCUCAGAUGACAUGAUCCAGAUGAUCUUCUCCAGCUCUCCAGAACAGCAGCUCAUGGGAACCCAGCGCUUCAGAAAGCUCCUGUCUAAAGAACCAAACCCACCUAUCGAUGAAGUCAUCGCCACGUCGGGUGUAGUAGAGCGCUUUGUGGAGUUUCUGAGGAGGAAGGAGAACUGCACACUACAGUUCGAGGCAGCCUGGGUCCUGACGAACAUCGCCUCUGGGACGUCUCACCAGACGCGCGUGGUCAUCCAGGCCGGCGCCGUACCCAUAUUCAUAGAGAUGCUGAGCUCAGACUUUGAGGACGUCCAGGAACAGGCGGUGUGGGCAUUAGGAAACAUUGCCGGUGACAGCACAGAGUGUAGAGAUUACGUGCUGGAUUGCAACAUUCUCCCCUCCCUUGUACAGCUCUUGGCCAAACAGAACCGCUUGACUAUGAUGAGGAACGCCGUGUGGGCUCUUUCUAACCUGUGCAGAGGGAAGAACCCGCCUCCAGAUUUCGCCAAGGUGUCUCCGUGCCUCAGCGUUCUCUCCUGGCUGCUCUUCGUGAACGAUACAGACAUUCUGGCUGACGCGUGCUGGGCUCUCUCCUACCUGUCCGACGGACCCAACGACAAGAUCCAAGCCGUGAUCGACUCGGGCGUGUGCCGCAGACUGGUGGAGCUGCUUCUGCAUUCAGAUUAUAAGGUUGUAUCUCCUGCUCUCCGGGCCGUGGGGAACAUCGUGACAGGAGACGACGUCCAGACUCAGGUGAUCCUGAACUGCUCAGCCCUGCAGAGUCUGCUCCAUUUGCUCUGCAGCCCCAAGGAAUCAAUUAAAAAGGAGGCUUGCUGGACCAUCUCCAACAUCACUGCUGGUAACCGAGCGCAGAUACAGAUGGUGAUAGAUGCAGGUUUGCUGCCUCCUCUCAUCAGUAUACUUCAGGUAGCAGAGUUUCGUACGAGGAAAGAGGCGGCCUGGGCCAUUACCAAUGCCACGUCUGGCGGCUCUAGUGAGCAGAUCAGGCACCUAGUGGAGCUGGGUUGCAUCAAGCCUCUGUGUGACCUCUUGACGCUGAUGGACUCCAAGAUCGUGCAGGUGGCUCUGAACGGCCUGGAGAACAUCCUCAGACUCGGAGAGCAGGAGGGCAAGAGGAGUGGAGGAAUCAACCCCUAUUGUGCCCUCAUCGAGGAAGCAUAUGGUCUGGAUAAGCUGGAGUUCCUACAAGGUCAUGAAAACCAGGAGAUCUACCAGAAGGCGUUCGAUCUGAUCGAGCGUUACUUCAGCCCCGACGACGAGGACCCGACCCUGGCGCCCGCCGUCGACCUGCAGCAGCAGCAGUUCCUGUUCCAGCAGUGCGAGGCUCCCAUGGAGGGCUUCCAGCUCUGAGCUCCUCAACCUCUCCCAGAGAGUCAUUAUCGAUUAUCGUGAUCAUGAAGAGUGUGAUGUUGCGAAAGCCUGCGUUGCUGGUCGACUUCCCCUUUUCUUGCUCCCUUCACGCCCGCUGCUGUCGCUGGUCCGGCUUUUGAAGAAACCUUCGGGAGAACGAAGCCCGUAGGAACCGACGUGACCGUGAGACCAGCUCUGAACGUUCCCCGUCGCCCACGAGUGUCCUGCAUUUAUUUAUAUCCGGCUGAAAUCUUUAUCCCUGUAUAAAAUAAGCAUCACAUCCCUGCGGACUGGACCAGGAUCGAUGGAAUCUGGGAAUGAACCGCCCGCCCGCCCGCCCGCCCGCGCGGCCUCACCGCAGCACGGGGCGUCUCGAGGCGGCGAUUCUGUUCUCUUCUGUUCGGAAACACUGGAUUGACCGCGUGACUGUGGGAGCGCCCAACGAUGGCGUACAGAAAAACUGGCACAGCGUGGCCAGUCUGCCCUAAAGACUGAAGGACUUCUGCUGAAGACGCUCUUUUAUCUGCUCGGACUGACCGACCGCCACUGGCGACGUUUAUUUGCUUUUAAAUUCAUGCAUUCCUGUGACUGAACCCACGUGCGCAGGCUCCGGCUCAGUUAUUCUUUACCUUUUAAACAAAACAAUGACUAGUUUGCACUUUCGGGAGUUGGAGUCUCCCUGUGCACCGAGACUGAUUGACAGGGACGAACCCCCCACCCCCACGCCUCCAUGUCUCGAGCCUGUGCAUCGGACGUUUUCGGACUUUCAUCGGCACUUUACGUUCAGGACAGAAGUGGUUCCCAUCAGAACCUCUUCAUCUCCACGCAGUACUCGGCUCUUCGCUCCUCAGGAAUCGAGAUGAAGGCUCAUUGGACGUUCCUCACAGAGCUAAUCUCACUAAAUUUCAGCGUGCCACCUCGUUGGCUGCUCACAGACUCGGCCCUCUCUGAGGUCUCUUCCACUACUCUGACUCUGGACAUUCGGCUAGCUUAAAUCUUCCUGGCUAGCUUACACACACACACACACACACACAUUUUAAACCCCCCGAUCAGGUGACCCCCGCAUUACAGGACAAGUAGGACGAGAGGAAAAAGGCUGCAUCCCUUUUUUAUUAUGAAUACAUUUCUUCUGUUUUAUUUCGGGGUCGAAUCUGUCAGUACCGACGGUGCCAUAAUUCUAUUGUGAAAUCAUGAUUAAAACCCAGCAACGAACGGCAAAAAAAAAACCUAAAUGACUCAAAGUAAAGUCUAAAACAAAGUAAAUAUGUUGUGAGCUAAAAAGCUACGAUUGUUUAAUAGGUUUGUUUAAUUCUGUGUCGGAUUCUCUCAGAGCGACGGCCAGCUCUCCGUGUUCAAUACUGCUGUCAUACUAAGAUUGUGAACUGUCCUCUGUCAAGCCGAUUGCAUAAACGCUGUUUCAUGAG
Molecule: messenger RNA, 3115 nt
Organism: Trichomycterus rosablanca
Lineage: Eukaryota; Metazoa; Chordata; Actinopteri; Siluriformes; Trichomycteridae
Gene: kpna1
Product: karyopherin alpha 1 (importin alpha 5)
Exons: 14
Coding region: 75-1691 (538 amino acids)
Biological process (GO): NLS-bearing protein import into nucleus; postsynapse to nucleus signaling pathway
Cellular component (GO): nucleoplasm; cytoplasm; nucleus
Molecular function (GO): protein binding; nuclear import signal receptor activity
Source: RefSeq, a predicted model, not a curated record